Lasiodiplodia theobromae is the source of this 948-nucleotide messenger RNA. Its product is annotated as Enoyl- hydratase isomerase. The transcript is spliced from 4 exons. Lineage: Eukaryota; Fungi; Ascomycota; Dothideomycetes; Botryosphaeriales; Botryosphaeriaceae. The coding region runs from base 1 to 948 and encodes 315 amino acids. The record is from RefSeq and is a predicted model, not a curated record.
AUGAUUCCCGCUCCCAAUCCCGUCGUCGUCCCCACGUCCUAUGAGACAGUGCCGACGAAGGACAUCAAAGUGUCUCACUACCCGGAGGGUGCCGAGACCGCAACGCCCGUCGUCGUCGUCACGCUGAACAGGCCCAAGAAGCAGAAUGCAUUCACCUUGCAGAUGAUGCAUGAUUUCGAGAAGGUGUUUCCCAUGUUCGACGUCGACGAGCGGGUCAAGGUCGUCGUCAUCACCGGCGCCGGCAAGGCAUUCUGCGCCGGGGCGGAUCUCGAGAUCGGGUUUUCUUCCGGUGCUGGUAAAGAGCGGAUCAUGGAUCACCGUGACUCCGGCGGUCGCGUGGCGCUUGCAAUUCAUCGGUGCCGCAAGCCAACAAUAGCAGCCAUGCAGGGCUCUGCAGUCGGUCUCGGAAUGACCUUGACGCUUCCGGCAGCAAUCAGAAUUGGCUAUGAAGGGGGAAAGUACGGCUUUGUUUUCGCCCGACGAGGCAUUACGAUGGAGUCUUCAUCUUCCUUCUUUCUUCCGCGCCUGAUCGGAUUCUCCCGAGCGUCCUAUUUGCUUACGACGGGAGAGGUCUUCCCACCCAAUUCGCCACACUUCGGGCCGCUCUUCCAAGAAACAUUGCCCGAUGCGUCGAAAGUGCUUCCGCGAGCACUGGAGCUGGCGACGAACAUUGCCGAGAACGUUAGUCCGCUGGCAUCGUAUUUGAACCGCGCCCUGAUGUGGCAUAAUCCGGGGACUGCAGAGGGUACCCAUCUUGUGGAUUCGGCUGUGCUGUACCACAUGUUUAGUGCAAGGGACCAGGAAGAAGGCGUCCAGGCUUUCUUUCAGAAGCGGAAGCCGAACUUCAAGGCUACGCUCGAAGAGGAUGCACCACCAAACUUCCCAUGGUGGACUGAAGUUGACACAGGCAGCCGGCCAAAGGCGGCCAAGCCACAAUCCAAGCUUUGA